CUUGUGAGGCUACUUCCAGGAAUACGUGAGUUAGUUUCUUUUGCUUGGACUCUUCUGGACAAGUUCUAAUCACUCACCAAACAGACAAAAUGGCUGCUAUUCCAAGACCAGAAUCUCAAAUCAAGAAGGCUAAGAGAGUCGAAAGAGACUCCAAGGCAGUUGCUGCUGCCAAGAAGGCUAGAAAGACUGUCUCCAAGGAAAAGAGAGCUGCUCUUUACAAGAGAACCGAAGCUUACGUCCAAGAGUACGCUGCUGCUGAAAGAGCCGUCAUUGACGCCAAGAGAGCUGCUAAGGCUGAUGGUUCCUACUUCGUUGAAGGCGAAUCCAAGAUUGUCUUCGUUGUCAGAAUCAAGGGUAUCAUGAAGAUCCCACCAAAGUCCAGAAAGGUCUUCCAAUUGUUGAGAUUGACUCAAAUCAACUCCGGUGUUUUCGUCAAGGUCACCAAGGCUACCACCGAAUUGUUGAAGUUGGUUGAACAAUACUGUGCUAUUGGUUACCCAUCCUUGUCCACCAUCAGACAAUUGGUCUACAAGAGAGGUUACGGUAAGGUCAACAAGCAAAGAAUUCCAUUGACCGACAACGCCGUUGUUGAAUCCGUCUUGGGUCAAUACGGUAUCGAGUCUGUCGAGGACUUGAUCCACGAAAUCUACACUGUUGGUCCAAACUUCAAGCAAGCUAGUAACUUCUUGUGGCCAUUCAAGUUGUCCAACCCAAGCGGUGGUUGGGGUGUCAGAAGAAAGUUCCAACACUUCAUCCAAGGUGGUUCUACUGGUAACAGAGAAGAAUACAUCAACCAAUUGGUCAAGAAGAUGAUUUAAGUGUAAGAACCAGCCAAAUUAAAUUUUGUAUGUUUCACUAAAUAGAACUAAUAUCCUUCUUUCCACUUUGUUUUCUUUUCUCCUCCCUUUUUUUCCACAUCACUCCUUUCAUCCACCAGAAGAAAGGAUAAUAUUUUCUAAUGCUUUCCGGUUAUAAUACAAAACUUAUUUAAACUCAACGUCCCUAAAACAUUAGAAAAAUGCAGU
Messenger RNA from Pichia membranifaciens NRRL Y-2026, 1025 nucleotides. RefSeq lists its product as hypothetical. Bases 90 to 818 code for a protein of 242 amino acids. Gene Ontology annotation, cellular component: cytosolic large ribosomal subunit. The transcript has 3 exons. The record is from RefSeq and is a predicted model, not a curated record. Gene Ontology annotation, molecular function: RNA binding; structural constituent of ribosome. Gene Ontology annotation, biological process: maturation of LSU-rRNA from tricistronic rRNA transcript (SSU-rRNA, 5.8S rRNA, LSU-rRNA). NCBI's taxonomy places the organism in Eukaryota, Fungi, Ascomycota, Pichiomycetes, Pichiales, Pichiaceae.